GCCCUUCAGCCGCGUGCAAACCGAGGCCUCUCUUGGCCCACGUACAGCGCAAGUGGGGGCGUGCUCAUAUCCAGUGCUCGGCACUCAGGGGAAAAGAGCCUUUGGGGAGAACCCAGCUUUUCCACGUGUGUUUAAGCGCUGCCCUGCCGAGAGGGGACACAGGCUUCGUUAACACGGCUGCUUUCAUAGAACUGUUCAAUCACUGAGACUUAAAUGAUUUUAGGUACUGAUGAUUCCUAGUACAGGAAGGAGUUUGACGUCUUUGACCAAAAAGUCACUUGGAAAUUGCCAAAGCAGGCCAUUCAGCAGUGGACCUAUUACACGAAUCAGAAAGUAGGCAGAGGUCACUUACCAUUCCUAAGCUGGAUUAGCUCUCAGAUUUUUUCUGGUGUUCUCUACAUCUGCAGAAUUGCUUAUUGAAGCAACUUCUAUUAGCAACCGCACUCCCAAAACAAGUAGCUGUAAUCAGCAUUUUUGUGAACAGUUACAGCUGUUGCUGCAUAUUUUAAAAUUAUAAUUACACAGCAGAAAUUUUUAAAAAUAAAAGGUCUUCUUUUUGUGUGCUGUGUAGGUGGGCUUAAUUAGCUAGGAAAGCUAUUGAUUUCUUGAGUAGUUUGAUGCUACAUAAAUGAAUUAAAGCAAAUCCUGAAUCGCCUGCUCAAGCUUUACUGACCUCUUAGUGGUUAUUAAAUAAUUAUAAUAAUUUAUCAGUAAUAAUAAUAAUAAAUAAAAUAAUAUAAUAAUUUAUCCAUAAUAGCCUGAAACAGUAGUUUCAUGCCAAAACAGCAUGCAAAAUACUGCAUUUCUAGCAAACUUUAAUUUUAACUAUCUCUACUGUUUUAAUCAUUUAAUUGAAACUGUAAUUUUCUGGGAGAUGAAAUGAUCUCCUAACCAUGCUGUGAAGAUUUCUUACAUUCAUUUCAGAUGAGUUAAAAUCAAGUGAAGUCACAUUUGACUGUUUCAUUAGCAAUAAUAAAUGAAGAUAAAUAGGUAGAUAAUUAAACUUAAUUCUAACUUCACUAUAAUGCGUUUCUGUGAAUCAGAAAUUAGGUGUUGCUGUAAAUUUAUUUUUCUAUGUAAGUUUGCCACAAAGAAAUGUCAAAUAUUUCUAAAAAAUUCCCUUUUUUAGAUUUUGUCUAUUUUUAUAGGCUUUAAGUAGUCAAGUAGUGUUUUAAUCAGUUAAACUAUGAAAUACUCCCAUGAAUUUUAGAUGUUUUUAAAACCGUGAAGAAAAAGUAAAAUCUGUUUUUGCAUUUGCUAGUAUUUAUUGUGCUUAUUGCAUAAACCACAUUAGUUUAAGUCAAACUUACACAGCCGUCAAAAAUGUCAAAAAGACCUCAAAUUCAUAUUUUUGUGGGAGCACCCAGUAUUCCAAGCCCACUGGAGGGGUUGGAGCAAAGUAGUUCAGGCGCUGCUGGUGAGAAAUGGAGAGAGCUGCACUGUUUGUGUGAUCCCCACGGGUUUGUUUCUGCCAAGGUCCAGGGUGCUGCUGUCCCCUCAGUGCCCCAGGCAGAAAGCUCCACACUCACAGGAGUCCCUGCAAGUGGGGACAGUGCUCAGCAGGACAGGUUCCCGGGAAGAGAAGGAAAGGAUUUGACAUCUGCUGCCCCUGGGGCAGUAACUUGUACCGGCACACCUAAAGAGAGCACGAGUUUAACUCGCUCUGAUUGUCAAGUAUCCCAAGAUAGAUUUACACCUGCAGAUGUAAAUCAGGCUGCAGAUCAACACCUGCCCCGGAGCUGUGCAGAAUCAGCUGCACAAGAGAAACCAUCACGUGCCUGCUGCCCAGAGCUCACUGAGAGAAAAGCCAGUCCUUUAGAAGUGAACAGCUCUGACAUUUCUGCUUUGGUUGCCAGUACUGAGCAGGUCAGCAUCCAUCUAAAGUCUGUGGGACUUCAGGCAGGUCACAGAAAUGAGCAUCAUGAACAUCUCAGUCAAUAUUUGGAUAUGUUUUUCCAAAAAAGUCAGGAGUCCAAACCAAAAGAACCAAAUGACUUUGCAGUGUCAGCAGACACUGAAUUUCGUAGUGUAGUGACUGCAAGUCAGGUGGCUGUUCUUGCACAGAAUGAGAUGCAGGAAAGAAUUGCAAAACUAUCAGAAAUAGACGCAGGCAAAAAAGCUGAAGAACGACAGUAUGAUCACUUACAAUGUGAUUCUGGUGUUGGAACGUGUACUACUAAUGUGACUGAAAAUGAGUAUAAGGAAGAGGAGACAAGUUCUCUUGAACUUUUCAGUUCUGAGGAUGAUGGGGAAAACGUUUGGAUUAAUGCUACAAAACAGGAAGAAAGUACUCAGGAAAAUGCAGAAAAGUUUCAAGAACCUAAUGUUCCUGUUGAGCAAUUUGUAAAUGAAAUCCAUAUUGAGCCAUUGAGCUCUGGAAUACUGUGCUCUCAAGGGAACUGUUCUCACAAGAACUCUUCUAAAAGACCCCGCAAGAAUGAAGAUUCCUCUCGUCUUUUUCACUCGGCAUUUAAAAGACAGCUGAAAUCCAAGAGAGCUAAACUGAAUUCUUCUCCACCUGGUUCUGGAGUGAGAGUGGAUCCAGACAGGAUGACAGAGUUCAAGAAACUCCAAAAGAAGCUAUCACUACUUAAGAAUUGCUGCAGCAAAGAUCAAAAGUACAAUAUUUUGGUCACAGUUGUACAUCCUUGUCAUAUCAAAGAAAUACAGAUGAAGACUAAACCAAAAUCUUCAUGUAAAAUUCCUGUAGCAAAAAUUGUUGUUAUUGACCAGUCAGAAAUUGAGAGAAAGGUGGUGCUGUGGCGUGGUGCUGCAUUUUGGUCCCUCACUGUGUUUCCUGGGGAUAUUGUACUGCUUACAGAUAUGAUAAUGAAUGAGAAUCCUUGGUGUAGAGAGGUCAUGCUUCAGUCUACAUUUACCAGUCAGUUACUGAAUCUGGGAAACUGCUCAGCUCUCAAUCCAGAAGAAUUUUAUCCUCUAGUGGAUGGUGAUGUUCUCCAUGGCUUAUUGGCAUACAUAUCAUCAGAAUUUCCACACUUCAGAGACAUUCCACAAAGACAAGUUCAGAGACUGGAUGAUGUUCAGUAUGUGCAGCUAGAUCAGCUCCAGCCAAAUACUUUGGUGCACUCAAUCCUGAAAAUUGUCAAUAUUUCUGUGUUAACAGAAUCUGUGUACAGCUACAGAGGUGGCAAUCAAAGAAAAAUUAUUCUAACAGUAGAACAGAACAGAGAUCAACACUAUAGGAUGGUUCUGUGGGGAGCAGGGGCUGCCUGGUGCCCCCAGCUUCAGAGGAAAAAAGACCACAUAUGGGACUUCAAAUUCCUUUUGGUCCGAAGUAGUUCUGUCUCAGGUGACUUGGAACUGCACACAACUCCGUGGUCAUCCUAUGAGUGCUUGUUUGAUGAUGACAAAAGAGCAGUUGAAUUUAAAGAAAAGUUUCAGAAAAGUCAAACAACCCUCAUGGAGUUGACAAGGCUCUCAGCACACCUGGAAGAGAAAUGCUCAGGAGUGAUUCAAGUGAAAGCCCAUAUCUUGGAAUUGAAAUUUACCAUUUCCACUGGUCAGUACAAACAACUUAUCUUCUCUGCUGACACUUCACUGGAAUGUGUUUUGGCUUCUCUGCCUAUGAUUACAUAUGCAGGUUGUGCCAAAUGUGGUUUGGAGCUAGAGGCAGAUGAGAACAUGAUCUACAAGCAAUGUAUUAGAUGUUUGCCAUACAGCAAAGUAAAAACAUUCUACAGACCUGCUUUGAUGACAGUAGAAGAUGAAGGAUAUGAAAUUUAUGUUCAUGUGGUGUCUGAGUUGGUGGAAAAAAUCUUCCUCAAUAUUCCUGCAGACUGGCUGAAGAGAUUAGUAGUGCCCUCUUCAGAUAUAACCUACAGUGCAAUAGUAGCAGAUCUGUGUCAUGCACUGCUGACAGAUACAGAAGCAUCCUAUUUGUUGGAAAUCAGAAGCCACUUUGUGCUAGAUGAGAACAGCUAUCCUUUGCAAAUGGAUUUCCAUCUGCUAAAUUUUCAUCAUGAUCUUUGACCUCUGCACUGAGUAAAAAGACCAUAAGGACAUACAGAUGGGAAGCAGAAACAAAAUUACUUCGCUCAUUUUGCAAAUGAAGAAAGCAAAUCUCUUAAAUUAUAAUAAAGGAUUUUGGGUUUAACUUAUGAAAAAAGCAAAACUAUCAAAAGGACUGGUAUGAAAUAUCUACUAAUAGUAUAUACUGCUGGAAUAAUACUGAUGGAUUUUCAUAAAGUAUAUUUUUAUACAUGUAUUUUUAUGUUAAUAAACUCCAAAAUUUCUUCUGUAUCUGUUUUCCUUUUUCUCCACAGUAAAGUUCACUACUAUUGAGAGACUGAAUUUUCCUUAGACCUGGCAUAUUAGAGGAAGACAGACAGAAUUCAGUAAUA
Molecule: messenger RNA, 4361 nt
Organism: Sturnus vulgaris (Common starling)
Lineage: Eukaryota; Metazoa; Chordata; Aves; Passeriformes; Sturnidae
Gene: SHLD2
Product: shieldin complex subunit 2
Biological process (GO): regulation of double-strand break repair via homologous recombination
Cellular component (GO): nucleus; site of double-strand break
Source: RefSeq, a predicted model, not a curated record